Molecule: messenger RNA, 3313 nt
Organism: Pongo pygmaeus (Bornean orangutan)
Lineage: Eukaryota; Metazoa; Chordata; Mammalia; Primates; Hominidae
Gene: ZNF775
Product: zinc finger protein 775
Exons: 4
Coding region: 1165-2778 (537 amino acids)
Biological process (GO): regulation of immune system process; regulation of cytokine production; negative regulation of transcription by RNA polymerase II
Cellular component (GO): nucleoplasm
Molecular function (GO): DNA-binding transcription repressor activity, RNA polymerase II-specific; RNA polymerase II cis-regulatory region sequence-specific DNA binding
Source: RefSeq, a predicted model, not a curated record
CGGUGAAGGAAGUCUUGGAAGGAGGUACCUCAGGAUCAUGGCUGGGGUUGAACUGGGGACCUCUGGGAGGUGGGCAGGCAUAGUGGGUAAGGCAAGUGACCUGGCUGCAUGCAGAUCAUGUCUGCUGGGAAUGUUGAGGGGAGCAAACUGAAGCCAUGAAACCAGGCUGGCUGUCCAUACCCUGAGGUACAGUUCUUAGAACCCUGAGUGGGGAGCGGGUGAUGGCAACAGCAACGACCUAAAUCGAAUUUGUCUUGCACCUUGGGAAUGUCUCUCAGAGUCCUCUCACACUGUUUGCGUCCCGCCAUCCCCACCCCCCACCACCCCCGCCCCACUUGAUAUAACAAUUCUGUACCACGAGCAAGCAUUAUUUCCAUUUUCAGGUGGGGAAACUGAGGCCCAGAGAAGGAAAGUGGUUUGCCUGGGAUCACGCGGCUAACCAGAAGCAAACCCAGUCUCAGUCCCUGUCUGGGGCGUCUCAACGGGCUUUUUCCACUAUGGCCUGCUCUUUGGGUUGGACAGUGGCCUGCCCUUUCCCUUGGCUGCCCUGCUUUGUUCCCUCCCCAGACUGAGGACUGGGGUGUUUGGGAGACUGAGGUCUGAAGAUGGUGGAGUAGGAAGAGGGGAAGGGUCAGGGCUGGGAGAGUGGUCACAGUGGGGGUGGCCUUGUGUUGAGUGGGAUCCGGGAAGUUGGAGAGGAGCAGGGUGGGUCAUGGGGGUUGGGACAGGGGAGUUGUGGGAGGCUUCAGUGUGCCUGAUGCUGGGUGUGAGGAUGGAGGCCUCCAGGUGGGGGAGGGGAUGCCCACCUGGUUUGGGCUGGGACCUCUGGGAGGGGCAUGCAGAACCACCCUGGUAAGUGGAGGGCUCUGGAGACAGUGCCACAUCCAGAGCCGUGGCAAACCCUCUUCCUCCCGCAAGGUGGAGUGUGGAGGCUCCUGUGUGGCGCUGGGGGCCUCUGAGAUUCCCAACUGGCUGGAAGGAGUGAUGGCUUAGGAAGAGGCUUUCUGUCUUGCUGUAACGUCUCUCCAGCCAGCUGCAACUCCUGCUGACCUGUCCCACCCCAGCACAGGUCAUCCAACGGUGACUCAUGGCCCCAGCCUCCUGGCUCGAUGAGGAUGGCAGGAAAGGGACACAGCUGGCGCUGAUGCUGGGAGGCCUCCAGGGAUGGAGAGUGGCCUGGCUGGCAACAGCACAGGAGCUGGGCUGGUGAUGAAGGUCAAGCAGGAGAAGCCGGAGCGGCUGCUGCAGACGCUGGCGCCGCAGGCCAUGCUUGUGGGGAAGGACAAGGAGAACAUCUUCCAGCAGCACCGGGGCCUCCCGCCACGCCAGACCAUGGGGCGGCCUCGAGCCCUGGGGGGACAGGAGGAGUCUGGGAGUCCAAGGUGGGCCCCUCCCACUGAGCAGGAUGCGGGGCUGGCAGGCCGGGCUCCUGGGUCAGCCUCCGGCCCCCUGAGCCCCUCGCUUUCCUCCGGCGAGGGUCACUUUGUAUGCCUGGACUGCGGGAAGAGGUUCAGCUGGUGGUCGUCCCUGAAGAUCCACCAGCGCACCCACACCGGGGAGAAGCCGUACCUCUGCGGCAAGUGCGGCAAGAGCUUCAGCCAGAAGCCGAACCUGGCACGCCACCAGCGGCAUCACACGGGCGAGCGACCCUUCUGCUGCCCCGAGUGCGCGCGGCGCUUCAGCCAGAAGCAGCACCUACUCAAGCACCAGAAGACCCACUCCCGGCCCACCACCCACUCGUGCCCCGAGUGCGAGCGCUGCUUCCGUCACCAGGUGGGCCUCCGCAUCCACCAGCGCGCGCACGCCCGGGACCGCCAGGUCUCCCGCGCCGGCCUGCACGAGCUGAUUCGGGACGCGGCGGCGCGCCGGGCCUGUCGCCUGCGGCCGGGGCCGCCGCGGGGGCGCCCCGAGUGGGCCUGGCUGGGGCUCUGCCAGGGCUGGUGGGGCCAGCCCGGGGCCCGGACCGCGGUCUCCCGCCCCGAGGGGCCGGGCGAGCCGCGCCAGUUCAUCUGCAACGAGUGUGGCAAGAGCUUCACCUGGUGGUCGUCGCUGAACAUCCACCAGCGCAUCCACACUGGCGAGCGCCCCUACGCGUGCCCCGAGUGCGGCCGCCGCUUUAGCCAGAAGCCCAACCUGACGCGGCACCUGCGCAACCACACAGGCGAGCGGCCGCACCCCUGCCCGCACUGCGGCCGCGGCUUCCGUCAGAAGCAGCACCUGCUCAAGCACCUGCGCACGCACCUGCCCGGCGCCCAGGCCGCGCCCUGCCCCAGCUGCGGCAAGAGCUGCCGCAGCCGCGCCGCGCUGCGCGCCCACCAGCGCGCCCACGCUGUUGCUGAGCCAGCCGUUCCGGCCGGGGAACCGGGCGACCAGCCGCAGGCGGAGGCCAUGCCGGGCUUGGCCGCGAGGCCGCGGAGCUCUCAACGGUCCCCGGGGGCCCGGGAUGCGCUGUGGGAUCGGGGACAAGCGGGCCUCGCUGGGCCUGGCGAGCCGCGCCAGUUCAUCUGCAACGAGUGCGGCAAGAGCUUCUCGUGGUGGUCGGCGCUCACCAUCCACCAGCGCAUCCACACGGGUGAGCGGCCCUACCCGUGCCCCGAGUGCGGCCGCCGCUUCAGCCAGAAGCCCAACCUGACGCGGCACCGGCGCAACCACACGGGCGAGCGGCCCUACCUGUGUCCCGCCUGUGGCCGCGGCUUCAGCCAGAAGCAGCACCUGCUCAAGCACCAGCGCGUGCACCGCGCGGCCCCUGCGUGCAGCCCCAAGGAGGAGGCGCGCUAGUGGACUGGACCUCAGCGGACCCGUGGUGGUGCGGUGGAUGUUUGCGGGGUGUGUGUGGGGAGUGGGGGUGGCCAGGAUUACUGGCUCUUGGAACCCCUUAGAGCGGGACCGGUGGAUUCCUUAAGGCUCUGAAGGGCUGAGAACAGUUCUAAAAGCGUCCCAAAGGGUGCUGGGAAAGGUCCCAGCGUGGGUUGAGGGAGGAGGGAAGAUCCGAGUUCCUCACCGCAGGCUGGGAUGUGACCACCCUCUUCAGAGGUUGGACCCCAGGCUUCAAGCACCGAGUGAGGGGUCUGUUGGGGACGCUGGGAGAGUCUCUGGUGUGAAGUGGCUUAGGUCUGGACUGGUCAGCUGUGGCACCAGCCGGUCCUGCCCACGCUUCAGGAUGGCCGGGGGCUGCCCCUGUGGGAGAGUUGCCAAGACUCGGUGAUAGCAAGGAUGGAAGCCAGAGGCUGUGGCGAGGGAGAGCCAAGCAUAUUCCCAGCACCAGGGCCAGUGCUGGCACGUCGUAGACAUCCAAUAAAUAUUUUUGGAAGGA